AUGACACAAACUAGUGCUGCUGGAUCAGCUAAAGAUGCAGCCGAUCAGAAUUUUGAUUAUAUGUUUAAAUUAUUAAUUAUUGGAAAUUCAUCAGUAGGAAAAACAUCAUUUCUUUUUCGAUAUGCCGAUGAUUCAUUUACAUCGGCCUUUGUUAGUACAGUUGGAAUCGAUUUUAAGGUUAAAACUGUAUUUCGCCACGAUAAACGUGUUAAAUUACAAAUAUGGGAUACAGCUGGCCAGGAACGUUAUCGAACGAUAACAACUGCAUAUUAUCGUGGUGCAAUGGGUUUCAUCUUAAUGUAUGACAUAACUAAUGAAGAAUCAUUUAAUGCUGUACAAGACUGGUGUACGCAAAUAAAAAUGUAUUCGUGGGAUAAUGCACAAGUUGUUCUAGUUGGAAAUAAAUGCGAUCUAGAACAGGAUAGAGCUGUAACAGAAGAACGAGGCAAACGUCUUGCAGACCAAUUGGGAUUGGAAUUUUUUGAAACCUCAGCAAAAGAAAAUAUCAAUGUUAAAUCUGUAUUUGAAAGAUUGGUUGAUAUUAUUUUAGAAAAAAUGUCUGAUGCAAGUGACGAAUCAACUGCUACUGGUCAAGCAAAUAAUGUCUAUGGUAAUCAACCAGGUGCAUAUAACAAAGGAACUGCAAGACUUACAGUUAAUGAUCAACAAGCAAAAAACAAUCAAUGUCAAUGUUAG
This is a messenger RNA of Rotaria socialis, 696 nucleotides long. Lineage: Eukaryota; Metazoa; Rotifera; Eurotatoria; Philodinida; Philodinidae. The record is from the annotation of a GenBank genome assembly.